Messenger RNA from Ruditapes philippinarum (Manila clam), 989 nucleotides. RefSeq lists its product as uncharacterized. The coding region runs from base 27 to 719 and encodes 230 amino acids. The transcript has a single exon. NCBI's taxonomy places the organism in Eukaryota, Metazoa, Mollusca, Bivalvia, Venerida, Veneridae. Gene Ontology annotation, molecular function: symporter activity. Gene Ontology annotation, biological process: sodium ion transport. The record is from RefSeq and is a predicted model, not a curated record.
CUUGUCAUGCAACAAGAAUAGCAAAGAUGUUCGUGUUGUUUUACGGUAUCGUUGCGAUCGCUCUUUCGUUCUUAAUGUUACACAUUCCUGGCUCAAUAUCAGCUAUCUUCAUCGGAUUUAUAAGUUGUAUGGACGGACCUGUCUGUGCUCUUUUUAUUGCAUCUUUGAUGUGUCGUAGAAUAACAACAACAGAAAUUUCCAUUGGACUUGUAUGCGGAUGUGGACUGGUAUGUUGGCUAAUUAUCGGAAGUAAUUUUUCUGACGUUCCGCCGUAUCCAUACCUUGCGCAUGGUCCAAUUGACAAGUGUACUUCAUAUCUCAACUCAACAAAUGUUAUGACAGAAGACACACUAAAAUUUUAUAAUGCCAGCACGACAUCAAUGUAUUUGACCGGUAUUCCGUUUUCAAUGACAUUUACUUCAUCGCCUGCUCCUAAUGAAACUGUUAGUUCUUCAUCCCUUCUCCAUACAAUAUACAGUAUAUCGUAUACACUGUAUUCUUUAAUUGGUUUCUGUACGACGAUCUGUGUAGGUUUAGCUGUUAGCUUCUGUACUAAACGGCAAGACACGAUUGAUGACAGAUGCUUGUUUUCGUUCAGAAAACACGUGCUAAAUGAUUUAUUCGUGUGUAAUCAGUUAAAUUCUGAAAAUCAUAAGAAAAAUAAAGAUGUCCUAGAAGAUGUGAGGUUUCUUUCAAAAGAAACUGAGUUUUUAUUAUAAGUAAACCAUCGCUUCAUCUCCGUCGAAAAAAGCUAUCACUUCAAUAUGCAACUAGAAUUUCAUCUAAUAGCAAAAAAUCCAGCUAAAAAUAUUAUUUUCAAACAAAGUUAUACUGAAAAAUUUGUUAACAAACCAAAAGAAAUUAAACCAUUAGACUUUCGUUUAAAAGAUGAUUUAGAUAAACUUAAAUAAUAAAGUUUUUGAAUUGCAAACAUUUUAAUGCACAAUAGUGUUUCAUUAAAAGCAUGAUUGUCUGAUCCUUGAUCUGUC